Rosa rugosa (rugosa rose) is the source of this 4731-nucleotide messenger RNA. RefSeq lists its product as uncharacterized. The transcript is spliced from 3 exons. NCBI's taxonomy places the organism in Eukaryota, Viridiplantae, Streptophyta, Magnoliopsida, Rosales, Rosaceae. Gene Ontology annotation, molecular function: RNA-DNA hybrid ribonuclease activity; nucleic acid binding. Bases 1 to 4731 code for a protein of 1576 amino acids. The record is from RefSeq and is a predicted model, not a curated record.
AUGGCGGCCGGCAGUCCCAUAACCCCAAAGCCCUCUUAUGCAGCCACCCUAGCCGCUGAUUCCCCUCUUCCUUUUGCAAUAGCCGAUCUGCCAGCACCCUUCACAGAAGAUGGCUUGGUCUCUGUCCGUAUUUUUGAAGAGCCAUUUCUCCGGGGACUUGAUCGCUGCAAGACCAACCUGAUCGGUCGUGCCACGGUACCAACCAAAACUCCAGAAUUGGUUCAGCAACUGAAAUCGCUUUGGUCUAAUCUCAAUCCUUGGACUGUAGCGCCGCUUGGACGUGGCUUUUUCAUGCUUCAGUUUAGCACGUUGAUUGACAUGCAACGAGUUUGGUCCUUGGGUUCUGUCCGUCUCAGCUCUGGGAUGCUUCGUUUAAUCAAGUGGUCGCCUGACUUCUCUCCACUAACGUACAAAAACUCCUUUGCCCAAGUAUGGAUUCGCUUGUGGGAUUUGAGUUUUGCAUACUGGGAUCAGCAAACCCUUUUCGAAAUUGCUUCAGGGAUUGGUACUCCUUUGAAGCUCGAUCCCCGUACAAAGAAUCGUACGAAUGGCUUGUAUGCCAAAAUCCUAGUCGAUGUAGACUUCUCGCAAUCGCCUCCGGAUAAACUUAGAAUAACUCGAGCUAAUGGUGAAGUGGUAAUAGUUGGAGUCGAAUUUGAAUCUGUGCCGGCUGUUUGUAGUAAGUGUGGGAUUGUAGGCCAUGUUGCUUCCUCUUGUCAGGUCAUUCAGGAGGCUAAUAUUGAUAUACCAACUCUGCGAGGACGGUCAGUAGAGCGGACUACUCGUAGGCGCCGUAAAGCUAGGUCACGUAAGACUGAUUCUGCUGCAGUCCCAAUAUCUACAUCAACGCAGGUUGUAAUCCCAGGCUUUGAAUCACUACCCUCUAUGCCGGAUGCGCGCACCAUUGCCCAUGUUUCUCAGCACAAUGCCUUACAGCAGACUGAACAGCUCAUCGAGCCGUCUGCAGAACCCAUUAGGGCUCAGGCAGGAGACGCACAAGUGCAAAGAGUAGAGGAAGUGCAGGCCUCCUCCUCGCUAAGUGUGCCUCCAGGUUUUCAAAGAGUUUUGCCGGGAACAGAACAAGAGUUGGUUCCCUUGGAUGAAGUGAGUUCUGCCUGUGUCCAUACUGUGGAAGUGGAAGAGGGAGAGUUCACUCCAGUCAUCUCCAAGAAAAACAAAAAAUUGCAGAAAUAUGAGGCAGUCUUGAAGCCUAAGGCAGUUCUUCCCAGCUCUCUCUGGAAAAUGUUAAAUCUUAGUUUAUGUGCUACUAAUGAUCGGGGGUCACAAGCCCCAAAUCUGUGGUUGUUAUGUCCUAUUGAUGUCAGGCCCACUCUUCUCUCUGCAACUGACCAACAGAUAACAAUUUCUUGCUCUCUAGAUGGUGUUGCUUGUACCAUUACAGCAGUUUAUGCCAGAACUACAAUUCAGGGUCGACGUCAACUAUGGCAUGAUUUGUCGGUUAUUCAUCAAAAUGGAAUUCAGGGGCCGUGGUUGAUGCUUGGUGAUUUUAAUUGUGUUCUUGGUGCACAUGAAAAACGGGGAGGGAAUGUGCCCAAUGCUAUAGCUUGUCGGGAUUUCCAGCAAAUGUGUACUUCUUGUGGCAUGUUGGAUAUUGACACCAAAGAAGUUUUCUAUACUUGGUCGAAUGGCAGAACUGAUGUCAGACUUGACAGAGCUUUUGGAAAUUCUGACUGGUUUGAAGCAUGGGCAGCCUUUGAGUGUCGUGCCCUUACCAAGGCCUCUUCUGAUCAUCACCCUAUCAUGGUUACUUGUUCUCGGCUGACUUUUAUUCCCCAUGCUCCAUUCCGAUUUCAAGGUAUGUGGCUGCAGCAUCCGGGUUUCCUUGCUAUGGUGAGAGAUUUUUGGACUAGUCUUGCAAUUUAUGGUUGCCCAAUGUAUAUUCUAGCAACUAAACUUCGCGCUUUGAAAGCUAUGCUAAAGGCCUGGAACAUUAAUUCCUUUGGUGAUAUUAAUCAAAGAGUUAAAGCUUCUAGGGCUGCUUUGGAUAGUGUGCAGCAAGAAAUUUCAGAUUUGGGACCUACAGAGGACAGAAUUAGGUGUGAAGAGAUGGCCACUCUGAGUUACCAAACAGACUUAUCAAUGCAGGAAUCUUUCCUGAGAAGCAAAGCACGUGUUCGUUGGUUAAUUGAAGGGGAUAGAAAUACGGCUUUCCUGCAUAAUCUGGUGAAGAUACGUCGCGUUCAUAAAUCACUAACAUCAAUCAAAGUUGGUUCUCAAGUCUUUCAUGGCCAGGAUCAGAUUGCUCAACAAGUGGUACACCAUUUUGAGGCUUUGUUCAGCAGGGACUCUACUAUUACUGACACAGGGUUAGUUAAUCGCACAAUUCCUGCCCUAGUCACUGAGGCAGAGAAUUUGAGUCUAACAACUAGACCCACAGUGGAGGAGAUUCAUGAGGCGGUUUUGAAUUUGGAUGGUUCUAGUGCCCCAGGUCCUGAUGGUUUUGGGGGUAUCUUUUUUCAGCAGUGUUGGGAAGUGGUUGCUUUGGAUGUAAUUGCUGCGGUAAAUAGUUUUUUUGAUAAUGGCUUCUUUCUUCCACAUUUCAAUUCCAGCCUACUUAUCCUUGUUCCCAAGAAGGACGAGGCUGAUAGUAUCUCAGAUUAUCGUCCCAUUGCACUGGCAAAUUUCACCUUCAAGGUGAUCACAAAAAUCUUGGCUGACAGGCUUGGUAACCCUCGUAGUCUUCGUGCUCUUAUGAAAUUUUUGGAAGAAUAUGCAAUUAACUCAGGUCAGGUAGUGAGUAAGAAUAAGUCAUCUGUUUUUUUGGGAAAAUAUGCUCAGCGCCGCAAAGUUUUUAUUCAGCAUGUUUUGGGCAUCAGAGAAGGAUCGUUGCCUUUUACUUAUCUGGGGGUCCCUAUUUUUAAAGGGUGCCCGAAGCCGUCAUACUUCCAAGCCAUUGCAGACAAAGUGAGAUGCAGCCUUUCUUCUUGGAAGGGUAAGCAACUCUCACAGGCUGCCAGACUUCAAUUAAUUUCUUCUGUUACUCAGAGUCAGCUCUUGCAUAGCUUUCAAGUAUAUUCUUGGCCGCGGCCUCUUCUUUUGAAGGUGCAACAAUGGACACGGUAUUUUUUUUGGUCUGGGGAUCCUUUAAAGAAAGGAUUAGCGCUUAUUGCAUGGGAUACUUGCUGCCGUCCACUUGAUCAAGGUGGGUUGGGUUUAAAGAAUUUAUUUCAUUUCAACCGUGCUCUGCUCCUAAAGAAUUGUUGGAACAUUGUCAAUUCCUCUUCCCCUUCAGCAGCCUUUCUGAGGGAGCGAUUCUUUUCCUCCGACCUGUGUCUAUUGCAGUAUUAUCAGCGUUCCUCUGUUUGGCCAGGCUUAAAGAAAUUAUGGGAUUCCUUCUACGCGUCUGUUCAAUGGUUGGUGGGAGAUGGUAGUAGAAUUUCUUUUUGUUCAGAGAAUUGGUUGGGUACUCCAAUCUCAUCCAUGCAUCGAAUCACGCCAGUGGUGCGGUCCCUUAUGCCUGUCAAGGUCAGUGAUUUCAUUAGGGACAAGCAAUGGGCAAUUCCUUCUACCUUUAAUUUUUUCUUCCCAGACCUUGCUUCAAGAAUUUCUAAAGUGGUGUUGCCUCUGGAGAAUGGGGUGGACCAGGUUAUUUGGCCACAUAAUGCUGCUGGGGUUUUAACUUCAAAGGAAGCUUUUGAUUUUAUUUCACCCCCUAAGCCGAAGGUAGACUGGUGCAAGUUGAUUUGGCAUAAAGCUUUGCAACCGCGAAAAAGCUUGGUGGCUUGGAAGGUUUUAAAUAAGCGGAUUUUAACAGAUGAUUGGUUAGUAAGAAGGGGAAUCUAUCUUUGCUCUCAGUGUUCUAUCUGCCGGUCUCAAGGUGAGUCUUUACAUCAUCUGUUUUUUGAUUGCAGCUUAGUUCAUGAAUUUUGGGUUUGGCUUGCCUCUUUCUUCCGAAUCAGUCUGCUGCCAGGUGCAUCUCUAGUUGAUCUUAUUUCCCCUGACACGUUAAUCGGGUUGGCUAGUUCUUCAAAAAUUCUAUGGAGCUUUGCUUUUUGCAAUGCUCUUUGGUGUAUUUGGACAGAGAGGAAUAAAAUCAGGUUCCAAGAGGCUACUUUUAAUUUAGCAAGGUUCCAGCAUUGGUUUCUAACUUCUUUGAAAGAGUCUGCAUCCAUUCAUUUUAUGCCAUGUUCUAAUGCUUCUUCCAUGCAAGGCUUGUUUGCGGUUCUUGGCCUUUCUUCCCUUACUGUAAAGGCCCCAAAGUACAUUCCAGUGCAAUGGAUUCCUCCCCCAAUUCAGUGGUUGAAGGUUAACACUGAUGGUUCCUUUCGCAGCAUUGAGAUGGCAGGAUUUGGGGGGAUUUUUAGAGAUCAUGAGGGUCAUUUUAGAGGCGCUUUUGCCCAAAAAGUGGAAGCUCCGUGUGCAAUUGAUGCAGAAGUGUUGGCAGUUAUUGAGGCUAUGAGGAUUGCCUGGGCUAAGAGUUGGACUCACAUCUGGCUUGAAACAGAUUCUAUUCUUGUUGUUCAGUAUUUCAAGAAUCCAAAUUUGAUCCCAUGGAGGCUGCGGAUUGCAUGGUAUAACUGCUUGUAUCUCACUCGUAUGAUUCAUUUUAGGGUCUCUCACACUUUUCGGGAAGGGAACACCGUGGCUGAUGCUCUUGCUAAUCAUGGUGCGCUUAAUGAGGGUUACAAUUGGUGGGAUGAUGUGCCUACCUUUAUAGCUAGGCCUUAUGGGCGGGAUUUGUCCUCUAUGAUUAACUAUAGGUUUCGUUGA